Messenger RNA from Penicillium diatomitis, 933 nucleotides. RefSeq lists its product as uncharacterized. Lineage: Eukaryota; Fungi; Ascomycota; Eurotiomycetes; Eurotiales; Aspergillaceae. The transcript has 4 exons. The record is from RefSeq and is a predicted model, not a curated record. Bases 1 to 933 code for a protein of 310 amino acids.
AUGUGGCGGGCAUUCCUCUUGACUGUUUUGUUCGCCCAUUCAACUACGGCGGCAACAACAUCUCUGGAUACUGCCAUCCAAAACAGCCCUGAAUUCAUAGGAUGGCAGAUUGAUGGCACAAAAACUUCGGCACAUGUGAUUCCAUCCAGCGUAUCCGCAACAUGGACAACAAAAUUUGGGCAUGGAUUCCGCUGUCCAAAGUCAUUAUCCUCGUGCGACGAAUACGAGUAUCCCGUCAACUGCGAGAACAACAUUCUGACAUACGUGUCCGGUGGUGUAAGGCAUUGUGCUACGACUUGGUCAACCUACACUACGCAUUACUCGUGUGGUACCAUCACAAUCCUCGGAUCUGAUACAUUGAAAGACCCCCCAGCGACCUCAAUCGGUUGCGUUCUCAAUUGGAGCGCAUGGACUCUUUACCGAGCGCUGCCGACUCCGACCGAUAGUUCGGCGAGCACGAGUUCGACGAGCGCAAGUACGGCUUCGAGUGCUCUAUCCACACCUUCAAUCACCCCUCCUCCGCAGGUCAGCACAACUAUGUUCUCGCGGUCCAGUACAACGAGCUCGCCGACAGGCACCCCUCCACCAGCAGACCCGGAGCCUAAAAGUAAGGCAUGGAUAGCAGGCGCCGUUGUCGGUCCCGUUGCCGGUAUAGCCCUACUUGCAGGUCUUGCGUGGUUCAUCUAUCGCCAAAAGCGUAGACGAAGCGACGCCAAGCGGCCGAAUGAAAGAUUCUCGGGGAACCCUCUUCUAGAAUCCCUUGGGACCCCUCCGCUGGAAAUGCCGACGGACCGCAGUCGUCAUGAAAUGGCAAGCAAUCCGGCCGCGCAAAAGCUCGAUCCCCGUCAUUUCAAAGGAGCGGCGAUACCUCCCGAGCAGACUGCAUCGGGGACGGCCAUGACCCAUGAGCUGGACGCGACCUCGCUCAGGUAG